UGAAUGAAACGGUGCUCUGGUCGCUUGGGCGCAUCCCUGAUGCUGCUAUAGCCUAUUUUCAUGAGUAAUUUUGCAGGGAUUUUGGAUGCAGCGAGAUCCCUGACAGGGACGGUCCGAGAUAUUAUCCGGAACAACGUGAAUAGUGCAAAUAGACGUAACGGAAGAAAUUCGGCAAAGGGAACGGUUCAGGGCCGGGGGCCCGUGGUGGGUCUUGAGGAGAGCCAGGCGGCCAGGAGAGACUAGUCUCCGGCCUGACGCGGAUGGGGGUGACCCUAGUGCUUACUGAAAACGAAUGGUAGAAUUUUACCUGGAUUAUCAUCUAUCAUAUUGGAUUCUUCACUUACUUCGAAAACUGCUACUGCAUCUAGAUUGCAUUACAGGUCGGAACAGUGAGAAAGCACGGCAGCAGCGAUAUUUACCUGGUGCUUUUAACCACUGCCGACCGCUUGACUAUUAGUCAUGGGCAACACGCCGGCUGCUAAGCGAGGAAACGAAAUGGAAAGCGUCAAAGAGUUUUUGGCUCUCGCCAGGGAAGACUUCCUCAGGAAAUGGGAGAAUCCUGCACAGAACACAGCAUCUCUGGAUCAGUUCGACCUACUGAAGACUCUGGGCACAGGCUCAUUUGGACGGGUGAUGCUUGUCAGGCACCGGGAGAACAGCCAGCACUACGCCAUGAAGAUCCUCAACAAGCAGAAGGUGGUGAAGCUGAAACAGAUAGAACACACUCUCAAUGAGAAGAGGAUUCUGCAGGCUGUCAGCUUUCCUUUCCUAGUGCAGUUAGAGUACUCCUUCAAGGAUAACACUAAUCUCUACAUGGUGAUGGAAUAUGUUCAGGGAGGAGAAAUGUUUUCACACCUGCGCAGAAUCGGCAGGUUCAGUGAACCCCAUGCCCGAUUUUAUGCAUCCCAGAUAGUUCUGACGUUUGAAUACCUGCAUGCUCUGGAUCUCAUCUAUAGAGACCUGAAACCAGAAAACCUCCUCAUUGACCAGCAGGGCUAUAUACAGGUGACGGACUUUGGCUUUGCGAAGCGGGUGAAAGGGCGCACAUGGACGCUGUGUGGGACGCCAGAGUAUCUGGCUCCAGAAAUCAUCCUGAGCAAGGGUUAUAAUAAAGCCGUGGACUGGUGGGCAUUAGGUGUUUUGGUCUACGAGAUGGCGGCUGGCUAUCCUCCUUUCUUCGCCGACCAGCCCAUCCACAUCUACGAGAAGAUCGUCUCAGGAAAGGUGCGCUUCCCCUCCCACUUCAGCUCGGAUCUGAAGGAGCUCCUGCGUAACCUGCUGCAGGUGGACCUGACCAAGCGCUACGGCAACCUCAAGAAUGGUGUAAAUGACAUCAAAGGCCACAAGUGGUUCUCUACCACUGAUUGGAUUGCCAUCUAUCAGCGCAGGGUAGAGGCCCCAUUUGUUCCUAAGUGCAGGGGGCCUGGUGACACCAGCAACUUUGAUGACUAUGAAGAAGAGGAGAUCCGAGUCUCCCUCACUGAGAAAUGUGCAAAAGAGUUUGCCGACUUUUAGAAAGAAAGAGAGAGAGAAAAUAAGCAUGAUGGAUGUUUAGAGUCAGUGAAACCAGCUAAGGGAGAAUAGUGAACGAUGGACAGAUAGUGUUGCCUUCACCAUCUUGUCUCUUCAUCCAGCUCACUUUUUUUUCUCUUUCUUCACCACGGCACUCGUUUCCAUUAACUUGAUGUCUGUCCCACGAGAUCUGGCGGUGGCGAUGUCAGCGAAGCAUCCUGUGGCGGUCAGGCCGCAGUGUGCGUGUCCUGAAAGAGUUCAGCGCUGUCACAGAACCGCUCCAAGCAGCAACAGACCCUCGUAUCAACCACAGAGACACAAACCCCCCCACAUUUACAUGCUCUUGUAAUAACUGAUAAUUUUGGAUCAUUUGUGUUACUUUAAGGCCUGUGUGUUGCUAUAUUGUUUUUAAUGCAUUGAGUGAAGAAUGAUGGUUAUGAAUGAUUUUGAAAAAAGCCAUGAUUCUAUCAUGUUUAUAGUUUGGAGUAUAGGGAUUAUUAUUAUUAUUAUUAUUAUUAUUAUUAUUAUUAUUAUUUGUUCAUUGUUGAUUAUUUGUUUGUGGGGGAUGACUGUGUUUCAGUAUAUCCUUUUAAUAAUAUCUGCAAUUUCACAUUUGAAAAUGUGCCAUGAUAUCACAGUUUAUUGAUGGAGCGCUCAGUUGAUUAAUUGAUUGAUAUGUUUAUUAAUACGCUGAAAACUUGAGUUAAAGUUUGAGUGCUUUUGGCCAUGCAUGCAGAUGGGGUGUCCCUUUAAUGCCUAUACAGAACAGGCGAGUUCAACUAUGCUCAGACUCUAUAGAGAGGAGAAGACCAGAUACACUCAGCACUUGAUUUUACUAGAAACAUUUGCUUUGCACCUCUCCUCACUGGCCACUUUACUAAAUCCUCUGAUCCUACAGGUGUGUUUUACAGAUGUACAGUUCCUACAGCCUUUUUGUUGGCACGCACAAUUCAUCAAACACCCACCAAUUUGUUCAUCAGCGGUCAGUUUCUGACCAAAAGAUCCACUGAUGACAGUAUAUUAUGAUGGUUGUCAAUGCAGAAAGAUGGUGGCAUAGUCUUGGGUGCUGUGCUAGUACAUGGGGCAUAGCAGUGCUUUGUUUUGGCUUUUAUGUUUGUUUAUUUUGAUACACAAUCACUGCUGGGUUGAAAGAGGUCCAUCAUUCCCUAAAAAUCCAGCUUGUAGUGAGGAGCUGACCUUUGGUGAAAUGCUGAGGGCCUACACCUAAUGGUGAUUGGCAAGAGAUGGACUGCAGUGUUUAACUGUCCACCUACAAGAAGGUUUAUAAUAAAUAGCUUCUCAUAAAGUGGCUGGUGAGUCUGUGUUAUUGCACUUUCAUGUAGUUGGUACUUUUGGCCAAAAAUUGGUACUUUUGGCCAAAUUAGCCAACUGGAAAUAUCCUGAACUCUAGCAUACUGCCACCCCUUCAACUGAUGUUUGAUGGGAUUGUGUUUUGGUUGGUCUGAAACUCGAGCUCUGCAAACACACCUGGAUUCACCAGUAAUCUCACUGCGGAACUCAGCAGUGUAGAAUCUGAUUGGCUGUGCAGUACUGUUCAAAACUGCAUGACUGAAGGGUCCAAGAUGGGCCUUCCUGUGUAGCAUGGCCAUGACCCCACCCCUUAGAUGUUCCCCUUCAGCUAACAGCAGAAAUGCCCUGUCGAGUGAAAUGACUGUCCCAACACAGGUGCCAGCGGAAAGGGGGUGUUAUUUCUGCUGCAGUUCAUUUGCAUUCAGGCACCCAGAGAAGGCAGUUUGACCUACUUCUAAAUGGUUUGGACAACUGACAGCUUUGUUGUGAAUGCAGUUAUAAUUGUGCCAACCACCUGACAAAAUACGUGUUUUUAUACAGAUUUGUUUUAUCUCUGAGUGAGUGACCUUAAUGACAUGCCACUCUGGGUGGCCUCUUCCCCUUUUUGCUCCUCCAUAUCUUCAUUUCUCCAGGCCAGUGAAGUCCUUUCUUCUUCCACAGCAAACAGAUAAAGUGAAACUGGCUUAUUUGGGGUGAAUCUGAAUUUUCUAACACCUCGGUCUGUUAAUUCUCCAGGUUCCACAGAGCAAAAAUGCAGCAUUAAUGGCUGAAGACACAGCAGAGCUCUCUGGUGAUAUUUUGCACCACAAUAAUCAUUCCAAUAAAGUUUUACUUGUGUAAAUACCAUAA
Messenger RNA from Electrophorus electricus (electric eel), 3672 nucleotides. RefSeq names its product protein kinase, cAMP-dependent, catalytic, alpha, genome duplicate b (gene prkacab). The record is from RefSeq and is a predicted model, not a curated record. Gene Ontology annotation, biological process: protein phosphorylation. Gene Ontology annotation, cellular component: cAMP-dependent protein kinase complex; cytosol; nucleus. Gene Ontology annotation, molecular function: protein kinase A regulatory subunit binding; ATP binding; cAMP-dependent protein kinase activity. Lineage: Eukaryota; Metazoa; Chordata; Actinopteri; Gymnotiformes; Gymnotidae.